Schistosoma mattheei is the source of this 5425-nucleotide messenger RNA. NCBI's taxonomy places the organism in Eukaryota, Metazoa, Platyhelminthes, Trematoda, Strigeidida, Schistosomatidae. The record is from the annotation of a GenBank genome assembly.
ACUACAGAUUACCGUAAUAGUACACUCGGACUAAUUUAUUAUGACUUGGUUAUCAUUCGACUGAUACACCAGUUGAGCUAUUUUUACAGAUAUUUGCUAUAGUCAAAACUCUCCACUCUGUAAAGACAAUGUCUGUUUUGCCGAUACAAGUCCUAAGUCAGUACUAAAUGCUCCAACUCUAUCUACAUGUUAUGAUGACAACAACAACAACAGUUCUUUGUGCCCAAUACAAUCGGCAUCUAGAUUAGAUUUAACUCCACAUACAGAUCAGUCACCCUCUCACUGGCGAAGACUAAAAAAGCGUACUUCGGACAUACUUGUAAUGCAAAAUAAGGAUCCAACAACUUCAAGCACUCUCGAAUCUCAAAUCUCUUCUUUCUCUAUAGCUACUUGUAAUUCUGAAACUAGUUCAUUUUUUCCAACUAUUACAAAUACUGUCAGCAUUUGCGGCAUUAGUGGUUAUAACAAUGUAGAGAUGCCAAAUUCUGAUAUGGAGUUGAACAAAAAUUGCUUGUACCAAAGUUCUCCAUCUUCAACUUCCACUGUUAUCCCGUUGGCUAAUGCAUCUCUUUUGUUAAAUCCCGGAAAAUUCUGUCCACCCAAUUCUAAGUGGAUUUCACCCGGUGCAAGUGGGUCUUCGAUUGCAGCCGCAUUGACAGCUGUAAAUAUGCAACAAAGAUUUAAGAAAGGAGAUGUAGUCAAAACACCUAAUGGUGUAAGGAAAAAAUUCAAUGGAAAACAGUGGCGCCGUUUAUGUAGUCGCGAGGGUUGUACCAAAGAAUCUCAACGACGUGGAUUUUGUUCACGUCAUCUUUCAAUGAAAGGGAAGGAAAUGCGUGUAAUGGGAUAUGCCGCUGCUGUAGCGGCUUUGAAUUCUUCCGAAUCGAAAUACAGCACAUCAGGUAUUCCUAGAGAACAUGGAUCAAACCGUAAUAAGAUGAAUUCAUUCACAUCUACCGGAUUAUUAUCUUCAUCGACACCAUCACUACUUCUCACUCCUUCCAUUUUCGCGCCCUACAAACUAACUCCUUUUCUGUCAACAAGUAAGUCAGCAUCUAUAACAACUGAGACGGGUUCCUCUACGAGUGCAACACAAACGGUCAUAUCUUCUACAACUACGGAACUGCUGACGACGACAACGACGACCAUUUCACAACAAUCAGUGUUCUCGCUUCCACUGACUUCAAUUCAUUUUAAUGAUCGGUAUGAUUCAAGCAUUAUACCUACCACUGUUGGCGCACAAGUUACUUCAAUGCCUAUUCCGAAUCCUUCAUUCGCACCGUUACUAUUUAAUACUUCCGUUGGACAAAUGUCUCCAAUUUCUACUCCUCUUGCUUUACUUCCUAUUCUCACGGAUAGUAUUUCUGUAGGGGAACCCUCUUUAAGAAAACAAGAUGCACCAAGAUUUAAUUCAAAUAAUUCAUCGGACUUUUGGGAUAAUCCAACUACAACUGAAAACGAAAAUAGUAAUCUUAACAAAGGUCACAGUAGUGGUAAUCAGUACUGUGAUAAUAGUCACAAAAGUCCUGGUCAUCGUGAAUCAGACAGUGACCAAUGUUCAACACCGUUAUUAAGUCAAGUCUGCAAUCUUGUAGAUAUUGAAAAGUCUGAUCAAUCUGCUGAAACAGAUUGUAUCGAAAAUUCCGAGGAGACCUGUAAGCAAUUGUCACGUGAGACGUCCAGUUCAGUAUUGACUCAAAAUUGUAGCGGCAACGUUAAUGAUGAUGAUGAUGAUGGCGGCGGCGGCGGCGAUCAUCACAAUCAUGAUUAUGAUAAUAAUGAUAAUCAACUUAAUAUUACUACUCCUGUAAUUAAUUUAAACAUUUCUAAAACUGAUAAUACUCAAGUGUUCAAUGAAUGUUCAAUAAAUAAAAAAUUAAAACUGUCUACAAUAUUAAAUAAAACUAAUCAAGAUAAAAAACAUGUACGUCGUCCAAUGAAUGCUUUUAUUAUAUUUUCUAUGAGACAUCGUAGUGAAGUACAUCGUCUUUAUCCAAAUAAAGAUAAUCGUGUGGCAAGUCAAAUUUUAGGUGAUUGGUGGUAUCAUUUAGAUGCAUCAGAAAAAGCACCUUAUCAACAAUUAGCUCGUGAACUAAAAGCUGCGCAUUUUCAAUUAUUCCCCAAUUGGAAAUGGUCUUCUAAACAGAGACUUAGGUCAGAAAGUGGAAACAUUAAGAAACGAUUCCUAACUGAUUGUAAUUCACAUCCAAAAACACAUACAUCACUGACUGAUUCUAGCAAUUUAUUGGUGAAUAAGUCUUUAUCAGAUGAAAAUAAACUUAUUACACAUUCAUGUACCAGUAACCAGAUCAAUGAAUCUGACAGUAUUUUAGCGAAUUCAGCUUUAAACGAGUUAUCAUUGAAUAAUGAAUCACCUAUAGCUUUAUCACAAUCGAAUCUCAUAGCUGAAAAUAUCACUCAACAUAACUGUUAUGAUAAUCAUAGUUCCAUUGAAGUAAAAUCCUCUGUUAUUGAGAAUGAUCUGUAUGGAUUAAAUGGUUUAGACUUAUUAUUACACGCCGUUCAAUAUUUGGAUAAAGAAAAUAACUUAUUUAAUGAUGCUUUAAUACAACCUCCACCACUUGUUAUUGAGGAUCUUGAUACUGAUUCUAAAAACGUUCAAGUCAACAUUGACAAAUCCAAUACAUCCUGUAGUGAUAAUUUUGAAACUAUUAAUAAUUCCAACGAGGAAUUAACAGAGCACAAUUUUGAAGAUACGACACUAACUCCUGAUCAAGAGUCAACCUCACUGAGUGGUUCAAUAAAAAAUCUUUUAAUAGAUUCUAGCGUAACUACUUCUACAUGUAAUUCAACUAGUCAAUCAGUUCUCGAACAAUCGUCAAAUUCUGGUACUUUCGAAAACUCUAAUAAUUUUCUACAAAACCAAUCAUUAAGCGAUAGCAACAAAUCCAAUUCAAUUACAGACCUAUCUCAUCCUACAUUUAUACUACCACAAAUUGCGGUUUGUCCAAAUACAUUACUAAUUGAAGUGGCAGAAAAUCCUCUCCUGUGUCCACUAUCAAUUAAUAUUAAACCAACGUUAUUGUCGUCACCAUUAUCAUCAUCGUCUUCUUUGUCGUCCAAUUGUUCAUCUACAGAAUUGAACAACUCUUUACUUGAAAUCAAUCAACAAUCUAUAAAAAAUACUUGUGAAAUAUCAAAAUCUAAUCAAAUCAAUGAAAUUUCUUUAGAAAAUAAUAUUGAUACUCACAUACCUAACCAACAAAAUUCUACAAUUCCGAUAAAUAACUCAUACCAUCAACUUGUUUCUUUUAAAGAAGAGAAUUGUGUAAUCUAUGAUUGUGAGAAUAAAUUUCAAUCAUCUACCAAUAAAAAUUCUCAGAAUCAACAAACUGUUUCUUCUAAAUCAAAACCUCCUCCAUUGAAAUUACAAAAUGAUGUAUUUAAUUCCAGCAUCAUAAACAAAAAUAUUGAACAAUCUGAUAGAUCGGUUGAAAAAAGUACACCUCGUGCUCCAUUCUCAGCUGAUGCAGCUAAUCGAUGUUUUAAACGGAAAUUUGAUGAAACUACAGAAAAUAUUUUAGCUCAAAUCAACUUUCGGCGUCGAUUUUCUUAUCUACCGAAAUUUAACCCUAAUACCGUCUCAUCUACACAAAGCUUAUCAUCACCAACAUCUAUCGAUCAAUUAACCAUACGUUCUGCAGGGCCUUGUUUUUACUCAGUAACUAGUCAGACUGGUUCAGUUACUCCAACACUUAAUAUAGACACUAGUCAACAAUUAUGUACGCUUACUUCUCCAAGUUCUCAUCUUAGUGAUUCGGAAAAUAUUCAUCAAAAUUUAUCACCCAAAAAACUUAAUAUGGAUAAAUCAAAUAAAUGUUUAGAAGAUAAUGUAUUUUUUGGUCCAAACUUUCCAAAUAUCAAAGAAUUUAAGUGGACUACUGAUUCAUUGAAUUCACCUUUACGUAUUUCUUCAUAUGGUCGUUUAUCUAAAAAUCAUCCAUUGCUCCAAAAAUUAUUCAUCAUCAAACAAGUGAAAAUUCAUCAUUGAUAACUCUUUCUCAUUUGUCUGAAGCAAAUGGAAUUAAGUCAAGAUCUGUUUUACAUAUACGUCGUAAAUUAGUUUUACAAUUGUUUCAAGAAUAUGGUUUGUUUCCAUCAAUUCCUGUGAUUACACAUUUUCAACAAUGUUAUGCUUGUUACUUCCCUAGUCGUCAAGCUUUACAAUUGAAAAUACGUGAAAUUCGUCGACGAAUUAUGCAAACUGAUUCUCAUCUAUUUCAAAAAACUAUCAUCAAAGAUAAUUAUGAUUAUUUAAAUAAUAAAAGAAUGUUGAUAAUGAUGAUAAGAUUGAAUUAACAAAAAUAGAAUGUUCAUUAAGAACUAUUUCAAAACAUUCUAUGCCUAUUGUUAAAUCAACUAAUACCUUACAUGAAUAUACGAAUAGAUGUUAUAAUGAUAAUAACAAUACUAAUACUAAUUCAUCUUUAUCAAAUCCAUUAGCAGUUUAAUACUGUUUAUUUUCUUUACAUUGAAAUCUAUCAUUAUUAUUAUUAUUUGAUUUGUCUUAUCAUCUCUUUUCAUUGAUUAAAUCUUUCAGCAAUUUUAUACAUUCUUCAAUAGGGUUAAUUUUUAAUCAUUAAUUUAUUGACUAAUAUUGUUCCAGUGAAUUUUAACUUGUCAUUUUAUGUUUUUAUUUUAUUUAUUUGUUUAUAUGUUCUAAUAUUUAUUUAUUCACUGUCAUAGUAUCUAUCCAUAUAUAUACUAAUUUCAUAUUAUGCUUUAAAUGACCACUCUAGUUAACAUACACAAAUCAUGAUCUUAUUUCACUUUUUUUCUUUUUGUUGAUCAUCUCUCUUUUUGUUCUUCUCCGAUUUCUGUUUUCUCGUUAUAUGCUGUUCCAUUUUUAAUUAGCUUAAAUUUUCUAUGCUUAUUAUACCAAAGCUCUGGUCAUUCACAUGUGUGCAAUUAAAUUACCUUUAUAAAAUGCCUUGUUCUUUUCUUUUUAUUAAUUAAACGUAUUUCCUGUAAUACACUGCUUUGUUUAAUUAUAUAUAUAUUAUGGGGAUUUUCAUUAAUUUAAACUUUCUUUUUCUCAUUUUAUUGUUAUUUAUGAAAAUAUGUAAUUGGUAUCUGUUGUGAGUUGAAUGUUCGGCGGCCUGCUUGAGCAUCUGGGCUACCUGUUCCUGCCAUCUAGAUAUUUCAACAAGUUAUCUAUUUUUGUUUGUUUUAUUAUAUAAUUAUGUUUAUUAUUCGCAUAACAUGUCCUAGUGCAUUUCUGAAAAGUGUACAACUUUUCGUUGUCAAAGUUACAAAAAGCCCAAUAAGAGAUAAUGUGGUUGCUGGCAAUAUGCAGAGAAAAGAAUAUACAUUAUUCAGAUGUUCAUUUACUGGACUGCUAACAUCUAACUGGCGAUCACUCAAUAUUUAUCGUCAGGAUCGACCAAGAAGAAAGAAACGGAAA